AAUCUGAAGCCGUACUUUAUAUUUAUUCCAAAGAAAAGGACGCAAUUCAUUAAUAGAGCCAAAACCAGGGACUUAUAAGUGCAAAUUCCAAUAAUUAUCUGGCAACAAAAAUAAUGUUAGCUUAGCUGCAAGGGAAAAAAACUGUGCUUUGAGGACCAAAUCCUAUCUCCCCAAACCCUAACCAUGACCUGAUCCCAAAAAUACUCAAACUUCCAUCUUCAUCCCUCCACCGUCCGAUCAAAACCCCAUCACAAAAUAAUAUAAUUACGAAAGAAAUCAACGAAAAGCUCAACUGCUGGACGAUGCCGUUCCACGGCGAUCUGGACCGUCAGAUCGAGCACUUAAUGCAGUGCAAGCCGCUAUCGGAGGCGGAGGUGAAGACUCUGUGCGAACAGGCACGUGCGAUCCUCGUGGAGGAGUGGAAUGUUCAGCCGGUGAAGUGUCCCGUCACCGUCUGCGGUGAUAUCCACGGCCAAUUCCACGAUCUCGUCGAGCUGUUUCGCAUCGGUGGCAACGCUCCCGACACUAACUAUCUCUUUAUGGGCGAUUACGUAGAUCGAGGAUAUUACUCUGUGGAGACUGUCACUCUUUUAGUUGCUCUGAAAGUUCGUUAUAGAGAUAGAGUAACUAUUUUAAGGGGAAAUCAUGAGAGCCGCCAGAUAACUCAAGUGUAUGGCUUUUAUGAUGAAUGCUUGAGAAAAUAUGGAAAUGCUAAUGUAUGGAAGUAUUUCACUGACCUCUUUGAUUAUUUACCUCUGACCGCCCUGAUUGAGAGUCAGAUAUUCUGCUUGCAUGGUGGACUCUCACCGUCUUUGGAUACAUUAGAUAACAUCCGCGCUCUGGACCGUAUACAGGAGGUUCCUCAUGAGGGUCCAAUGUGUGAUCUCUUAUGGUCUGAUCCUGAUGACCGAUGUGGAUGGGGAAUAUCUCCUCGGGGAGCGGGGUAUACCUUUGGACAGGAUAUUUCUGGGCAGUUCAACCACACGAAUGGGCUCACUCUGAUUUCUCGAGCUCACCAGCUUGUUAUGGAAGGAUAUAAUUGGUCCCAGGACAAGAAUGUGGUAACAGUGUUUAGCGCUCCAAAUUACUGCUAUCGCUGUGGAAAUAUGGCUGCAAUACUUGAGAUUGGGGAGAAUAUGGAGCAAAGUUUUCUUCAGUUUGACCCAGCUCCACGUCAGAUUGAACCUGAGACCACGCGCAGAACCCCGGACUAUUUUUUAUAAUUCCAUUUACUUACCUCCUGGAAAAUUUUCAUGUUUCCUGUCGUGUUUUUGUAGAUGUGUCUUACAAGUUGGGGGAGUUCGGAGGGACAAAAGAAACCAUUGUUUUUGUCAUUCUUUCGGUUGUUCUGGUGCUGCAUUCGUACGAGUCUAUAGGGUUAAUUUAUAGAAGGCUUUUUUGUCUUGUAUUCUAAGGGGUGAAGGGAGUAGAAAAACAAGGGAUUUUUUUUUUUUGUUCUUGCUGCAUUACGAGUUUAAAUCACCAGGGGUGACAAAAGCGCAUGUUCCAAUUUUUAUUCUUGUAAAUGUUGAUUAUAUGUGAGAGCUGUUUCUUGUGGUACUUCCCUUCCCAAACAAAGUGGAUUGUAUCUUCAACUUGGAAGAACAAAGUCACUUCCUUGGUCAAUGCAUUCUCCUGAAUGGAUGGUUCAGUUUUUCUGUUUGUUCUAGUAGGUGAUGCCAACUUGAGCUGGUGGGUUUUGGAGAAUGAACCAUAAAUCCAUUAGUGUUACUCGGAAAUGAAGGGAGGGGAAAGUUUUCCUAAUUGCUUUUUUACAUUUUUGUCUAUUAACUUCUCAAUUCUCUAUUAAUUAUAUUUACCAAUCCAUGAUAUUGAUUUUUGUAGAUUUAGAGAGAAAGUGAGAGUGUUCACU
Durio zibethinus is the source of this 1873-nucleotide messenger RNA. RefSeq names its product serine/threonine-protein phosphatase PP2A catalytic subunit-like. Gene Ontology annotation, molecular function: protein serine/threonine phosphatase activity. The record is from RefSeq and is a predicted model, not a curated record. Lineage: Eukaryota; Viridiplantae; Streptophyta; Magnoliopsida; Malvales; Malvaceae.